Molecule: messenger RNA, 919 nt
Organism: Macrosteles quadrilineatus (aster leafhopper)
Lineage: Eukaryota; Metazoa; Arthropoda; Insecta; Hemiptera; Cicadellidae
Product: small ubiquitin-related modifier 3-like
Exons: 3
Coding region: 133-420 (95 amino acids)
Biological process (GO): protein sumoylation
Cellular component (GO): nucleus
Molecular function (GO): protein tag activity; ubiquitin-like protein ligase binding
Source: RefSeq, a predicted model, not a curated record
CUUGCUUCCACCGCAAUUGCUUCUCCCAGCGUCCACCGUUGUUCGUCGGCCAUUUUUCAAGUUACCGCUUUGGGGAUUGUGAUCCAUAGUUAUUGUGCGAUUAUUUUUAACUUCGAACAUCUAUAAUUCAACAUGACCGAGGACAAGAAGGCGGGAGAAACUGAGCACAUCAACUUGAAAGUCAUGGGACAAGAUAAUGCUAUCGUGCAAUUUAAAAUUAAAAAACACACUCCUCUACGUAAACUGAUGAAUGCCUACUGCGAUCGAGCGGGGCUUGCCAUGGCAGCUGUCAGAUUUCGCUUUGAUGGACAAGCAAUAAAUGAGAGCGACACCCCCCUUACCCUAGAGAUGGAGGAAGGGGAUACUAUAGAAGUUUACCAACAACAGACCGGCGGCCAUAACUGUAAAACGACGGUGUAGUUCCCUGUGAUGUGGUGAAUUUAUAAACACUGUGUGACGCGUUACACAACGCUCAUGAUGUUUCAGUUAUUCAUUUCUGAAAAGACUAUGUAUUCAAUUUUCACAUGACGUAUUGUUUGAUAUAAUUAAAAUGUGACAUUAAAGUAUUUGCACUUUCAGAUCGGUACAAAAUUCAAAAUUAAGAAGAUUCUAUGGUGUAUAGUUAAGGUCUGAUCGAGUGUUUAUAUCUGAAAAAGUCUUUUGUAUUUACAGUUCAUUCCUUAAUAGUUGUAAGCCAUAAUGAGGUCGACACAGAUUGGAAAUGUGAACAUGAAUGUUUCCUAGUAGACUAACCAGACACCUUCACUUGUUCAACCAUUUUCCAUGUUCAUUUAUAGUGAUUGUCAAUUCAAAUUUGUAAAACUGUUUAGAAUUAAGUCUGUGUUAGUAGGAAAAAUACCGUUUCUGAUGUUUAAUUUAGCAUUAUUUGUUUUUUAGUUUAAUAAAAUAAUCUUUUGUA